GGCCCCGAUCAAAAGACUGUUUGAGAGAAAGAAACGACAGGCCCAUGUUACGUUUGUCUAUUUCUUCAAAAUUGUUCAUGACUACAUCACAUUCUACGGCCAGGAUGGGAUGGACAAAGAGGUCUUUGUGAAGUACAGACUCUCCAAAGUCAGAGCCAAACAGAAGUACGAGAUAGAGACAGACUUUGCCCUCAAGUAUCUCCGCCGCGAGGGCCUAGAUAGAUCAGAGCAGCUGGAGAAGGAGUAUCUCAUGCAUUCCAUUGCCCAGCAGGCUUCGCCCUUGCAAGAGUCUAUCUACCGGGAGCGAGCAUUCGUCAGCAUUGAAAAGGAAGACUUCUGGAGUGCUGUUUGUGACUUCAGACGAGUGUUGGCCUUGAACCCAAACCUGCUGAGGGUCCACUUUGAGAUGGCUGGCUUAUACCUGACCAUGGGUAAACUAGACAAAGCCUUUGAGGCCAACCGACAGUGCCAGGAAAAUUUCUCCCUCCCGACCUCCGCAGGGGUCGACUUGCCGGGUAUCAUGGCCCAGGCUAAAGCAAUUGACAACGCCUGGAGGAGGAACCAUCCAUCAAGGUCAAGGGGGCUCAGCACAGACCUGGAACACCAGCAGGAAGAGACGGCAAGUGAGUCCCCGAGUGACAAGGGAGGUGACCCGGGACUGAUCUACCGCCACCAGCUGUGCUCGGGCUCCACGGCCUUUCUCAAUGGUCAGUACGGCCAGGCCCAGGAGCACUUCCAGCGGGCCCUACGACUGCUGACAGACCAGGCUGUGGAAGUAGAGGCGGAGGAAGUCUUGGUGCUCAAGUACAUCUGUGGCAAAUCUUGCCUGGCCUCGGGGAACUACCACAAUAUUCUGGAUGCGGUAGAGAGGUUCCAGGGUGUUCUCAAAGAUUCUGAUUCCUUCCUUGCUGCUUUCUAUGGCUUGGGUAGUGCCUACGUACGCUUGAAAAGAUUUGAAGAAGCUUUGGUUCCCGUCCGUGCGGGUCUGGACAAGGUCAAGGGCAAGGCGAAGAAGGAGGACUUCUUCCUGUGGCCGCAGACAGACCAGGUGAUACAGGAGACGCAACCCGCCGUUCUGAAGCGGCUUCUGAAGGAGCUUUACAAGGAGUGUCUUUGUCCUCCGCAGCCAGAUGCCGUGUGUAGACUGCACUUUGACGCGGAGGAGCUGCGUCGCAAUAUUUACAUGUCUGACCCAGAUUACAGGGGUCAUGUGCGUCUGCUGUGUUUUGCCAACUGCUGUUUGGAGUUGCAUGCUACGUGUUGGAAGAUGUUCAAGGCCAGGCUGGAGGGCAAGGUGAAGGAUAAGGAUGUGGUGGAUACUCGGUGCCCCACGCCGGACUGCUGGGGAGUGAUCCGGGCCGUGUACAUCCACAAAGUGGACAGUGACAGGCCGGUCAAGAUUCUGUCCCAGCGGACCUGGCAGGAUAAGGUAGCCGACCCCGCCCCGAGGGUCAAGGUCAGGUCUGACAACCCAGAGAAACUGAGGAAAAAGAUGGAACGGAAGAAGGUAAAGAGGCAGAAGAAGGAAGAGGCGAAACUGGCCAAGACGGAGGUAGAGGAGAGUCCUGCUGUGGUGAAAAAAGAUGUGGAGGUUGAGCCACAACCAGUCCUGAUAGAGUCGGAGAAACUGGUGGAGCUGAGGAAAGACGAGAUGGAGGUGCUGCUGGAGGGCAAGCAGAAGUCGAGUAAGGUGAAGAAGAAGAAAGACAAGAGCGGUAAACAGGUCCUGCAGGUGGACUUCCAAUACGCCGGGGAUGAUGGGAAGGAGUUGUUCGGGGCCCACUCCCUGGAUGAAGAUGGAAAUGCUGUGUCCCAGCCGUCCCGUAUGACAUUAGGUGGUGGAGGCCUCUUGCCUUUUCCCGGGACUGGACCUCUGCCCAUAGGCAACGGGCUCCUCCCCCUGCCUUCCUUCCCUCUGUUCAAGGACCAGGCUGCAGAAGAUCUCUACCUGUUUUUCCAGGACCUCCUACAUAGCUCUGGCCCAGUGGAGCUGGAGGGGCCCGAGAUUUCCGAGGCUUUGGCCGACAUAUCCCUGGAUGACCAGCACAAGAUCUUCUGGUAUGGUGGUCUGGCCAACUUCCUGCGCUCCCGCGGCUCUUUCUUCGUGCUGGAGGAUAGGGUCGUGUGCAAUGUGGAGGACAGCUCUCGGGCCAGGGAACUGCUGGGGAGGAAGACGGCUGCAGUAGCAGGGGCAACUGUUCCGGCUUCCAAGCCAUUUUCUUGGGAGCAGCGGGCCAAGGAGAUGGACUUACAGCGACUUGCUGCGGAGGAGGAGAUGAGUAGUGCUGGUCAAAAUGGGCAGGUUAAGCCGCCGUUGAACCCAGCCGCCGCUGUGAGGGCUGUGUCAGCGAUUGGGUUUCCUCAUCUCAGUGAGGCCGUAGAGGUCAACCCUGUGGAUGAUAAUGCUGGUGGCUUCAUAGCCGACGCCCACCCAAAGACUCAACGGCUGCUUGAAAACUCUCUCGUGUCCAGCGCAGGUGGUUCAGGUUUGAAUCCGGCUGCAACAGAGUUCAACCCUGGCCGUAGUCUGAUGGAUGAACCGAAGUCCAGUAGCGUAUGGGCGUCCCAGGGUCAGAAUUUAUCUGCAGACAGCGGUCAUGCCAAAGAAAGGGGGGACCAGGAGUUCACGCUAGUCUCCAGGAAGAAGUCUCAAGAGCUCAAGAACUCAACUUCAUUGUCUGGCCUGUCUGAUUUCUCCAAACACUCGGAUAAACUCCAAAAGCGCAUGGAAACCCCAUCCCUGUCAGACUCCUGGCGAACUGACGCCCUAGCUCCCCGUGGCUUGUCCCCCUCACCCUCAGGCUCCGCCCCUCACAACAGCCAGAGCCCGGCCCCCAAUCAGCUAUCGCGCAGAAGCUCGGAUGCGUCGGUGUCCAGCGAGGAUCUCCAGCGUUCUGCAUCGCCGGCCUCCUCCAGCCACUCGGUGGGUUCGGGGAGCACGCAAUCUUCUGCCCCCAAGCCGCUCAGAGCCCCUAGGGUGGCGCUGCCCACCCGUGGAAAGAAGACGCUCCGGCCGGGAUCCAGGCUGGGCAGGGUUGCGGUCCUUGGCCAGCGUCCACCAUCAUCCAACGGCAGUACAGGAAGUGGGCCAAACGGGGAGGAGGAAGAGCGAGAGUCGCAGACGUCUGAUCGUGAUAGUGAGGGGAGCGACCUUCAGGCUGCCCCACCUAACACAUCGGGGACUGUGCCACCACUGGGCGGCGUGCUGCCUCCUUUGUCUUCAGGCUUAGGCCAGAGUCGGAGUAAGCCGGCACGUCUUGGGUAUGCAGCCUCCGCUGAUGACGCCCACACAUCAGGCUAUUCACAGGACACUGCAUUUCUGCCGUUUUCGGAAAUGAGCAGGGGUAGCCUUUUACCUAACAGCCCUGUUAUUGGAAGGGAGAAAACUUUGGGUCCAGGUUCGAAGUUUGGGGUGAAUAAACAGGAUCCUUUAGGGUUAAGUAGUAUAUGGGGGACGGACAGUGGCUUAGAUGGUUCUUACAGUGAUUCGGACCGCAGGCUUUUAGACUUAAGUCAUGAGGAUAAAUCGUUGCUCAAUGAUGAUGGUGGUGUGCGUACAAUGAAUCCCGCAAGUGAUGGUGGGUCAUAUGUGGAUAAAAUGAGGUCUAGUUUUAUGCCGUUUGGCUCCCCUUUUCACCGUCAUUCUUCACUUUCUUCCUCUUCUGAAUCUUCCUCGUCUCAGAUGAAUGAGUCUAGCUCUUUGAAUAAGAAAUUCCCUUAUGUUGGGUCUUUAGUUGGAGAGCGUACGUAUCGUGGAAAUGAUGGCCCCUUACCAAAGAGUGAUUCUUCGGAUUUUGUGUAUCAAUCAGGGAGUAAUUUUGGUAUAAAUGGCCCAGACCGCUCUGUAAAUGCUGUUGGUGGUUCGGCUAUAUCAGGUGUGGCUGGAGAAAAAGAAUCCGAAAGUUUGUAUGGUCUUCAGAAUCAAAUGUCUACAAAUACGUUCCCUGCGGUCGGUGAUUUUGAACCAGGGAUUUUGUUGCCCAAAGAUUUAUUGUCGACGUCAUCGCCAUCGCGACAGCCAUCUCUCGGUGAUUUGCAUCGUUCCGUGAUUCCGUCUGAAGAUAUUGAUGGAUUGGGUAUAGGGGGGCAAUUUAGAAAUCGUGAAUAUUGCCCCAUGUCAUUGGGCUCUGUGCCCAGUGCACCAUUGUCGGAGGGCGGUCAAGGUCCAGCGGAAAUCUUUCCCUCCCAGGGCUCUCUUUCAUUACAACAUUUGUUACCUCCGUCCUCAUCUUCGUCGUUAUCUUCGCCAUCAUCCUCACAAGCGAAAUUUUCCUCGGCGCAGUCAACAGAUUUUCACUCGAACCCCUCUCAUCGUUUCACGGGUGUUACUGUUGCUACUGACUCGUCGUCACCAAUGCUCUCAGGCAGCGCAGAACGAGAUAGUCUUCCUCCGUUGAGUUUCCCUGUAGUCAUGCAGCGUGAACAGAGCUCCCAGACGUCUGCUCCAGCGAGGGCAUCAGUUGCGGUCAACACGGCGCUGACCAUGGAGAUCUUGGAGCGGAUUCAGACCAACACCCAGAAACUGACGGCCCGCCUCAGGGACACGGAGACCACCAACAAACAGCUCAAGUUGGAGUUGGAGGAGAGCCGUCAGCUGUGUGCACUACAGGAAGCAUCCAUGCAGGAGCUGGUCACUCAGAGGCAGGACUUGUCCAGCCGGGCGCACCAGGUACAGGAGGAGAAGGGAAGACUGACAGGCUUGCUGAGGCAGUCAGAAGAGGAAAAAGAAGAGCUGCGGUCCCAGCUGAAAGAGGCAAUGGCUGCAUUGUCGGAGCGAGGUGACAUGGCAGGGCUAGCCGGACAACUGGAUAAGGAAGUGACCCGGGCACAGCUGGCAGAGGCACAGACCCUGGCCACAAGGUGUCAGCUGUCUACCCUGAGGAUGGACUGGAACAUCAGGGAGGCAGCCCGCAACUUGAAACAACUACAGUCUAUCAUCUCACACCUAAAAAGUCAAGGUAAAACUCCCACAGCUGAGAUGGUAAAUAAAAUGGCCGAGUUCCGAGACUACAUCAGCUGUUGUCAACUGAAAAAAGCUGAUAUUCAGACUUCCUACACAUCCCAGAAGGAAGAGCUGAGGAGUGGCAAGAGGAUGGAGGAACUUCAACCCAUCGCCUUCUCCCCACCUCCCAUGCCCAGCCCACCAGGCACGAUUGAGGCUGACUCUGAGGCCUCUUCAGAGACGGACGAUGAUGAGAGCGUGGCUGAUGAUGAUAAUGAGUCCCAGACUAUCAAGACCUCCGCACCUACUUCUGACAUUGCUUCCAGCCAACAUGCGGGUCAGAUUCGACGUCUCCUGGGUGGCGCGACCUUGACCCCCAUCAGCGUUGCUUCGAGUGGGAGCGGCUCCAGGCCGUCAUCACAGGGCAGCGAGGCCAGUGCUGACAGAGCGUCAGUCCCAGCCCACGGCCUGCGGACCUCAGUGGGUGACCGCCCCACGGUGAGGGGAGGAGGUCUGUCCAAUCCUCUCCUCCCCCUCUCCACCGCCCAUGCUCCCCUCAAGCUCCCACGGCGCGGGGGGUUGCUUGGGGCUCCCACACGGCCCACGGUGGGUGUGGCCCGCGGAAUGCAGAGGCAGCAGCCGACCUUUGAGCGGCUGGUGCUGUGUGUGCAGCAGAGAUUUGUGCAUUACACCAAACAAGACAUUGGCAAGGUGGUGGAUGAGCUGAGACGCUCCUCGGGCGGCAGUUUGUCCCAGAUUGAGUUCUCCGACCUGGUCAAUAAAGUGUCCGAGAUGAUCCUAGAGAAGGAAGCCAACAACACUGUGGCAGCUGCCAAGGUCAACGGGGGACAGCCUGAGAGCCUGGGGAUAGAGGACUCGAUGGUGACCGUCGGACCGAUGACAUCGUCGUCAGAUAACUUGUGUACCAUCUGUCAUGAGGAGAUUGUACACGACCGCAGGGUCCUCAGCUGUGGCCACUCCUUCCAUAACCAGUGUAUCAUGUCAUGGCUGGAGGUGCAGAGGUCGUGCCCCAACUGCCGAGGGCACACGUUGCUGCCCGAAGAUUUCCCGUCGCUGAGGUGACCCCUGACCUCGGUACACACACAUUAUAUCUGAGCUGACCCCUGACCUCGGUACACACAUAUUAUAUCUGAGCUGACCCCUUAUCUUAGAACGCACACAUUAUAUUUGUGGUGACCCCUGACCUCCGUACACACAUUAUAUCUGAGCUGACCCCUGACCUCCGUACACACACAUUAUAUCUGAGCUGACCCCUUAUCUUAGAAUGCACACAUUAUAUUUGUGGUGACCCCUGACCUUAGUAUUCACACAUUAUAUCUGAGCUGACCUCAGACCUCAGUACACACACAUUAUAUCUGAGCUGACCCCUGACCUCAGUACACACACAUUAUAUCUGAACUGACCCCUGACCUCAGCACUCACUCUUCCUUCUUCCCCUCCCUGAGACGACCCUGACCUCAAAUCCAUUUGUGACUUUAACCUUUGACAUCAUCUCUAUUCACCUUUGUCAUCAUCUCUAUUCACCUUUGACCUCUGAUACUCCAAAAUGCACCUUUCCCUCACAGUGUGGCACCAACAACAGAGACAUUUCCUGUGUGUUUCAAAGUCAAGUGUCAUCCCUAUAUAUUAUAUUAUAUUUUGUACAUGUGUGUGGUGACUGUAUAUUAAAUAAUCUAUAAGUUUAUAAUUCUUAAUAUUAUAAUGGUUUCUCUGGUUCUUUGGGUUUGGAUGUUAGUUUUUUUCUCUUUUGUUCGAUCAAAUUGUGUUGAUUGUAAUUUUUUAAAUAAUUUUUUUACUGUUUUGCAUUUUUCUAUCAAGUUACCUUGAUUUCUGGGUGAAAAACAUACAUUUUUAUUUCAAAUAAAAAACAUUAUUUGGGGA
Molecule: messenger RNA, 6844 nt
Organism: Aplysia californica (California sea hare)
Lineage: Eukaryota; Metazoa; Mollusca; Gastropoda; Aplysiida; Aplysiidae
Molecular function (GO): protein binding
Source: RefSeq, a predicted model, not a curated record